This is a messenger RNA of Rosa chinensis, 2119 nucleotides long. Its product is annotated as glutathione S-transferase T3-like. The coding region runs from base 1182 to 2045 and encodes 287 amino acids. The transcript has 2 exons. NCBI's taxonomy places the organism in Eukaryota, Viridiplantae, Streptophyta, Magnoliopsida, Rosales, Rosaceae. The record is from RefSeq and is a predicted model, not a curated record.
UGUGCAAUUAUGAAUGAAUCAUCAAUUAUCAAAACACCUCUGUUUUAUGUUCAUACACCUCCUCUGUUUCUAACUCUUUAGCACCUCCUCUACUUCUAGUCCUAGCUCACCUAGCUCCUAAACAUCUUUUCCUAAACACAUUGUCCUAGCCCACUACUACUAAACCUUCCGCACCAACUUCCAACAGUGGUAUCAAAGCCACAAAUUUUAACAUACUUACUAAAAUUUUUCCCGGGGCUGGCUUUAUAAUUGUUUUGGCAUCAUUUGUAAUUUCUCACCAGGCCUCUCUAUCCUGCUCAAAUGGAAGAACAGCUUAACUAGACCUGGUGCAAACUAAGUUCAGGUGCUUCAGUUCUCCAUCUUAUGCAUGUAUUCGUUUCAUUGAAUGUUAUGUUGUCUCAUGUUCUGUUUGAUUCCUUUUAGGGAAACUCCAACCUUGGGGUGCCAAACCUAUUUUUGGGCCAUUUUGAGACUUUGGAUCUCCAACCUUUUGUUUUUGGGGGGUCUGGUCCUAUAAAUAUAGGACUUGGACUCAUUUGUAGUCUCAAAUAUGAGACUUUUCCAAGACCAGAACUUAUUACUGUGCAUGGGGGCCAGCCCAGUUGCUGUCUCAGCCCACAUGCCGAACCAACGCGCGGAACGAAGAAAUUGAAGGAAACGCGCGCCAAAGGGAGAAGGAAGAGACAGGACGCGCGGAACGCGCGCUGGAGAGAGAAAAUUCGGAGCUUUCCGUCUGCAGCCGUGGGCCCCUCGCCUGCGCAGCUGUCCCCUGGUGACCGUUGGAACCCCCAACGGUCAUGAAAUGCACGGUCCAGAUGUUGCCCUGAUCAAUUUGGAUGGUCCGAUGUUACCUCUUUUUUUUUUUUUUUUUACUGUAACGGAUCUAUUCAAGAUCCAAUGGUUCCGAUUAUUUGGAAAAAAGUGAUGAACGGCUCUUAUUAAUUGAAGAGUUAUUAUUUCCUUUUUGUUCUAAAAAAAAUAAAAAAAAUUACCAGAAAAUUGGGGGAAAAAUAUACCCGUUGGAACAGUGAAUUAUAGGAAAUUCUAUAAAUACCUACCCAUUCUUUUCUAUUUCCUCACACCAAAUAUCCUCCAUCUCCUUCACAAUUUUCCAUUCAUUGUUACGUACAUCUUCUUGUUCUUAAAUAUAUCUUCCUUUUAUUUUUUUUGUCUUGGAAAAAAUGGCUCCAAGAGGGGAUUCUUGGAGGCACAAUGAAGAAGUUAUUCUUUGCCAAGCUUGGAUCACCGUUGGGGGUGAUGGGUGCUUUGGAAAAGAUCAAAAGUCGGACUUAUUGUGGAGUCGUGUGGCGGAGGAGUACAAUGCUCACAAACCGGCCGGUUGCAUGGAUAGAACACAUUCUAGUUGCCACGCUCGUUGGAAGAAAAUAAGUCCGGCAUGUAUGAAGUGGCGCCAAGCUCUUAACAAGGUCGAACACUUUCAACGAAGAAGCGGCGAAAAUAUGGAGGACGAGCUCAUGAAUGUUAAAUCAACGUACUACGACUCGGAAGGUUGCGAUUUUGUGUUUGAGCAUUGUUGGCAAUACUUGAAAAAUACGGAAAAGUUUGGGAAAACACCAUCAAUGGAAAACACCCACUUUAGUGUUCCUAAUCAUGUCAACUUGGAUGACGGUGGAACAACCACUACCGAGGAUGAGCUUCCGUCAUCAAGAAAGGCACGUCCUCAAGGACAAAAAGCACAGAAGCUAGCUAAGAAAAAAGGCAAUAAGCAGGAUGCGGAUGGCCUACGAGUUCAAAUGCAGAAAUGUUAUAAACAAACCGAACGCGAGUACCAACAAAGGCAAAGACAGUUUGAGGAAGGUCAACUAAUUGAGCAACGCGCUGAGGAUGCUCGCACGAUGCAGGUGGAUCCAUCAAUUUUCACCCCAAGAAAGAGGAGUUAUUGGGAGAGGAAGCAACAACAAAUAAUUGAUAAGGAGGCAGAAACUUCAAGCAUCCCGGAACAAUCUCAAGAUCCUACACCCCCUGAAGGAGACAACACAGCCUUGACCACUUAUGAUCCACUUGGCGAGACAUCUUGGAUGUAAUGAAUAUUGUUAGUUGCUUUGAAUGGUUUGUGUUUUAAUUUAUGAUAAUAAAAAUUAUUUUGUUUAGUAGAUCA